CCAGAGUUUAUAUGUUAGGUAGUGUUUUCUCAGGGAGUUCGGCGGUACAUUCAGUAUGAAUCAUAUGCUCUUAAAUCUUCAAAGUCAAAGGACAGGUGUGUCUGGUGUGACAACAUCCGCGCCUGCAAAACAAAAAGUCAGAAAUAUUACACACACAAAGAAAUGACUGUAUCCAUAAUGAAAGGAUUACAGAAAGUCCAGGUACGGUAGGACGCUCGAAACCAAAACGUAAUCCUAAAUCAUAGGCAGGGAAACAGGCAAUGAGUGAAGAGCAAACCAGGGCAAGCGGAAUCCAAGUCACAAUCCAAGAGCAGGAUCAAGAAGGUUAAGUAAGGGAUCACAGCACGCCUCUUCAGACCUGCCUGGGCCAUGGUGGUCCCACCGUCGAAGGCCGGUCUCUGGCACAUUUUCUGCCGUGGUGUCUAUAGCUGUGACUGGAGCAGAGGGAAAACCAAGCAGCACAAACGCAGCAAACAUGCAUGGCUCUGCAUUUUCACGCUGGUGUCUGCACUCACUCUGGGCUGGCUGUACAUCUGCAUGAUGGCAUACAAUGAUCGCGAUGAUGUCAACUGGAAGGCCUUCAUUUGCCUGAAGAAAUGGUUGAACUGGUUCAUGAUUGUGGUGGUCUUCUCUUCACUGUUGGCAGUGUACUGCUGCCUCCUGCUGCUGUUUUCGCUGUUCCUUGUGGCCAUGAGGGAGCCCUUAAACCACCUUCACGUUAUUCAUAAGGUACUGCUGGUUUUCUCGGUGUUAAUCAUCACUGCUGGGCUUUUGGGUAUCACCUUUAGGUGGCCAGAGGAGUGGAAGACUGUGUCCCUGUCUCUGCAGGCCACGGGUCCCUUUCUCCAGCUUGGCGGCGUAUUGGCCCUCACCCUGCUGAGUGGAUUCGUUUUCCGCAGCUACCACAAAACCCAGAGCAAAGCUUCCAAGGUCGUCAUCAUGGGCACGUUCACGCUGCUGACGGCUGCAGUCUUCCUCUCCCCACUUUCGAUUGAGUCUCCAUGCCUCUGUGAACGUGUCCCCGGUAAACCAAAGCUCAUUGGCCACAGAGGGGCACCGAUGCUCGCCCCGGAGAACACAAUGAUGUCAUUCAAGAAGAGUGCAAAGUAUGGGGUGUUCGCCUUCGAGACCGAUGUUAUGAUCAGCAAGGACGGAGUUCCCUUCCUUAUGCAUGAUGACAAAAGCCUCCGUAGAACGACUGACGUCCAGGAGCAGAUCCCUGAUCAGGCUGAUAACAAGAGCAGCAGCUUCACCUGGUCACAGUUAGAGGGACUGAACGCGGGAAACUGGUUCCUGAAGAAUGAUCCAUUCCACACGGUUUCAUCGCUCUCAGAGACAGAGAAGGCGGACGCAAAGAAUCAAUCCAUUCCACGCCUCUCUGAACUGCUGGCGCUGGCUAAACAGGAAAAUAUCUCUAUAAUCUUCGACUUGAAGGAGGACACAAAUAGCAGCAGUGACACAGACUAUGUGAUUGACACAAUCUUGAAGUCCGGCAUCCCUCCUGAGCUGGUGCUGUGGCUGCCCCCCCUCCACAGGAAGAACGUGAUGACAAAAGCCCCAAGGUUCAGACACAUCUAUGACAACGAGACGGAAAUGUAUCUCCAGAAAGGAAACCAGCUUAACUACAGAUAUAAUGAGAUGACCACCCAGAAGAUCAGAGAACUGCAGCAGAAUGUGUCUGUGAACCUGUGGACGGUGAACGAGCCCUGGCUGUUCUCCCUGAUGUGGUGUGCUGGGGCCCACUCUGUCACCACCAACGCCUGCCACCUUCUGCAAAGCAUGAAGGAGCCCGUCUGGUACUUGGCACCCUCCACCUAUAAAGCCAUAUGGAUAUGUGCAGAUGUGGCGUCACUGCUGGCGAUGGCGGUGGUCUUCUUCCUGCAGAGAAGAUGGAGGAGUAAGAGGAGAUAUGACAGUCCGAGCCCUCCACUCAUCCUCCAGCCUGAAGAUGACGGCUCGCCGACGUUCCCCUAAACCCACUGUCUUCAGAUGACUGACGGAAGACAUGACAAACUAUUUCUCCUACAGAACCGUAUCAUCUGUAUUACAGGAGACAACAGAAUUUUCAAGAACGCAUUUUAGCAUGUUAAUGCAGGAAAUACAGAUGAAAUAUGCAGGAAAUUUUGAGAGAGCUGGUGUGUAUUUUUUCAUUUCACUUUUUUAUUUUUUUACUAGUUUUGUUUUCCCCCCCCAUGUCACUCUUCAUUUCUGAAUCUGUGAUGUAUGACACUGUGACGCGAGUAGAGUAAUAAAUCCAAGGGUCAUUUUAUUUUUUAAAAAUAAAACUUUUAUACUGUCUAAACACAAACUAUUAAAUGUAGGCGUACUCACUGGGUUUAUAGCACGUGCUAGAAUGGAUGUUUGUGUGGUGUUAUUGUAGAGCAAAGGUAAUGGACAGUCUGCUUGGAGCGAUUUUGAAUUUAGAUAAAAUGUGUCAUUGGUCUAAGUAAGUCUACAGAAGGUGACAUUCCUUAUCCGUCAUUAUUCACUGGUGAGAAUAUGCCCACGAUCCCUGGGUCUCCUCCUCAUGCCCCAUGCAGUUAUUGGGGGUUCAGUGUUAAGCAUUACAGUGUCUAUGGGAUAAUAAAGCAGAAUAUGACACUUUACAAAAUCAGUAUGUAUCACGAUGUUGCCAGUUUGAUGUAGACACAGAGACUAAGAAAUAAAUAUUUCUGUGGAUGACGGUUGAAUAAA
Molecule: messenger RNA, 2694 nt
Organism: Brienomyrus brachyistius
Lineage: Eukaryota; Metazoa; Chordata; Actinopteri; Osteoglossiformes; Mormyridae
Gene: gdpd2
Product: glycerophosphodiester phosphodiesterase domain containing 2
Exons: 15
Coding region: 370-1974 (534 amino acids)
Biological process (GO): lipid metabolic process
Cellular component (GO): membrane
Molecular function (GO): glycerophosphodiester phosphodiesterase activity
Source: RefSeq, a predicted model, not a curated record